UCCGGCCUGUCUGCAAAGGUGGGCCAGUGUUGUCUCAGAAAUGCAUCAGGGAGAGCACACAUUCCCACCCAAUCCAUAUCACGUUACUUGUCCUCUGCCUCUGUCCUUUGGUCCAUGGAGUGCAGACUUUCAGGGAGAGAUGCCUCUGGGCUGAGUCCCUCAUGUGUCCACAGGUUCUGCCAGAAAUCAGCUCCAGAAUGGGCUCCUCUCCAGGGAGGCAGCGUCCUGCCAGGACCUUGCUCCAGUGGGCGUUUCCAUGGGGUCACAACUUCCUUAAGGACACAUCCACCUGCUGCGGCUUUGGACCUUUCAUGGGAUGGAUUUCUGCUCCACCACAGACCUUCACCAGCUGUAGGGGGACAGCCUUCCUCACCAUGGUCUUCAUCACAGGCUGCAGAAAUAUUCGUGCUCUGGUGCCUGCAGCAGCUCCUCUCCCUCCCUCCUCACUGACCUUCCUGACUGCACAGGUGUUUCUCUCACAGGGUCUCUGUCCUUGUUUCCCGCUGAUAUUGCACAAGUGUUUCUCUGCCUUUUCAAUCUUUGCCGGCACAGAUGCUCUCUCAGUCAAGCAAGGAGCCCAGGCUCUUGAGGCCAGCAGAGCCCUCUGCCUCUUGUGCCCCUUGUCCGUCCUUACAAACACAUGCUCCGAAGGACAAAUCUGAAAGCCCCAGGUGCCAGUGGAGGGGGAACGGGAAGGAGGAGAUGGUGGAGGAGAAGGGAGAAAAUAAUCUGCCGGUGCUGUGCUCGCCGGGACAAAGGGCUCGGGGUCUGCGCGCUUGGCCCCGCUGUCUCCGAGGCCACAGUUCCGAGCGCCGCCCCGCAGCCCCCGCGCUCGCCUCCGCUCCGUUCCCUGGCGGGACUGGGCGAGAGCCCGAGCGGCAGCGGCGCAGGGCUGAGCCCCGGGGCGGAGCUGGCGGCGGCCCAGAGGAGGCGGCACGGCCGCAGCAGAGCCGGGGCUCAGGGGCACAGCGAGGCUCGGCCGGCGGAGCGGCGCCAUGCGGCGGGCUCGGGCCGCGGGGCUGCCGGCGCUGGCCGCGCUGCUGCUCGUGGCUGCGGCCAGAGCUCAAGUGCAGCAGGAGCCCUUCCUGGAGACCACCGAGGGCACCGGCAUCAACAUCACCUGCUCACACGCCAAUAUCCGGACUGGCGAUUUCAUCUACUUCUACCGUCAGCUGCCGGGCCAAAGCCCCGAACUCCUAGCCAUGACUGCUAAAGCCUCCAAGGAGGUGCGAGCCCCUGAAGGGCGUCUGACGGUGCCGGUAGAUCGGCGUUCCAGCGCGCUGUGGCUGGCUGCGCCCCGGCGCGGGGACGCGGCCGUGUAUUACUGCGCGCUGGGGACCCGGGCAGAGGAGCCGGGGCUGCGGCCGGGCACGAACCGCCGCGGGCGGGGCCGGGCGGGGCCAGCAGGGGCUGCUCCGCUCCCGGCUGACGCCGCUCGGCGGGGCACGGACCGAGCCGCGCCUGGAACCCGCGCCACCCCGAACGGGAACCACCACGGGCCCCGCACACGGCCUGGCCUCCUGCCAGAGACACCUCCGAGCACAAGGAUGCUGCCCUGCAAGGCGUACGAAACAAUUCUGCUGCAGACGAACAUUUCAGCAGCGGUUGAGGCACUCAGGGAAGGGAUUUCUGAGCCUAUGGGCAGCCAAAGGAAAGCUCAGGAGACGUUGGCUCGUGGAUCGGUGAGGAAGGGAACCUGCUGA
Molecule: messenger RNA, 1703 nt
Organism: Motacilla alba alba
Lineage: Eukaryota; Metazoa; Chordata; Aves; Passeriformes; Motacillidae
Biological process (GO): response to bacterium
Source: RefSeq, a predicted model, not a curated record